GUCUGUCACAGGAAUCAACCAUGGGCCUGCUACUACCUAUCCUUCUUGGUUUUCUCGCCUGUCUGAUCGGAGGACUGUACCUACUUGGUAUGUUUCGACAGCAGCGACCAGGAGAACCCCCUUUGGAUAAGGGGGUCAUCCCUUGGUUGGGUCAUGUCUUUGAGUUUCGCAGUGACACACUGAAAUUUAUCAACAGGAUGAAGCAAAAACAUGGCGAUGUGUUCACUCUGCAACUGGGAGGGGAUUAUAUCACAUUCCUUCAGAAUCAUCUAUCGUUUGGGGAGUUUAUUAAGGAAAGUGGAGAAAAUCUAGACUUCAAGAAGUAUGCUAAAAUUGUGGCGCACAGAGUGUUUGGUUAUAUGUCAGAAGAGAAUUUCCGACAUUUUGACCAAGUCAUCCACAACAAGCACCUCAAAGGGGAUGGUCUGGAGGCAUUGAUAGAAGCUAUGUUGCGUAAUUUGGAGAAUGUGAUGUUGCACAAGAUCAACUCAGCUGCAGACCAAAGCAGCUGGAAAGAAGAUGGACUGUUUAUGUUCAGUUACAAUAUUCUUUUUAGGGCUGGCUACUUAACUCUGUAUGGGAAUGUACCUCCCAACUCGGAAGGAAGUGAGGAGAAAGCCAAAGAGAAAGACAGAGAUGAAUCUGAAGCCUUGUUUAAUGAGUUUCGUAAAUAUGACCACUUCUUUCCCAAUCUGACUAAUGGGGUGCUCUCACAGAAGGAAAAGUUGGAAGUACGGAGGCUGUUGGAAUUUUUCUGGAGUGCUCUGUCCGUGCAGAAGCUGAAGAUCAAGGACAACAUCAGCAGCUGGAUCGGGGAAUUGCUGCGAGUCAGAGAGGAGCAGGGUAUGAAGGAGUCAAUGAGGAGCAGGUUCAUGUUCUUAAACCUUUGGGCUUCUCAGGGCAACACAGGGCCUUCUGGGUUCUGGCUGCUCCUCUUCCUCAUGAAACACCCAGAAGCCAUGAGAGCUGUGAAAGAAGAGGCAGAUAAAGUUGUGAAGGAAUCGGGGCAGGAAGUCAGACGUGGUGGCCCUUUCAUCAAAGUGACCAAAGAAAUACUGAUGAAAACACCGAUCCUGGACAGUGCUCUGGAAGAGACCUUACGACUCACCGUUGCACCUGUCCUCGCCAGAGCUGUGCUCCAGGAUAUGACCUUCAAGAUCCCAGACGGACGUGAAUAUUUUAUUCGCAAGGGAGACAGAAUGGUAAUAUUUCCUUACAGUGUUAUUAACCUUGACCCAGAGAUUCACUCUGACCCACAUUCAUUCAAAUAUGACCGCUUUCUGAAUCCCAACGGGAGCAAGAAAACUGACUUUUACAAGAAGGAGAAGAGGACGAAGUAUUUCAGCAUGCCCUGGGGUGCUGGGGUCUCCAUGUGUCCUGGGCGUUUCUUAGCCACCAGUGAGAUUAAGCAGUUUGUUUUCCUCAUGUUGGUCUACUUUGAGAUGGAGCUGAAGAAUCCUGAGGAGAAGAUACCUGAAAUGGAUUUGAGGCGAUGGGGCUUUGGAUCUAUGCAGCCUGACAGAGAGGUCCAGUUUCGAUACAGAUUCAGAGUUUAAACCAAAUAAUCAUUUUGACAUCUUUUUCAAAACAUGUUCUGAUUUUCUGAUCAAACUUAAUUUGACUGUAUUUCUUGGAAAUUCCACAGCGAAGUUGUAUCUUUAAUUAGGAACCAGCAAUAAUCAUAUGAAUGGUGUGGGUUUAAAAUUGAAAGUGUUUGAUUGCAUGUUUAAAUAUGUUGUAUGACAGAUUCAUUUCCAAUAGCCGAUUCUAAAUAACACUUGUUAUAUAAAACAUUCACAUAUUCACUAUUGAGCAGUGAUGUGAUAGAAAGCAACAAACAUGACUUGGGGCAAGCAAAGGGGGUGAUGGGAAUUUUUCUUUGCUUAAAUAAACCGCCUAAUAGGGUAGGUGUGUAUUGUAGAUGAUUGUAGAGAGUGAGGUAUGUCACUUGAUGUGUGUCACAUGAUUGGAGCAGCGCAGCUCAAGUUGGCUGCCUGAAGUACUGUAGUUUGCAAGUGUCAUUCCAUUUGUGGUAGUAGCAGUAUCAUGGUUCUUAUUAUCAUUAUUAUUUAGGAGUAUUAGAAGUAUUAUCCUACUUUUUCCCCCUCUUGCAUCACUGUUAUUAAACUUUAGUAAUGGCCUCUGUUGGUGGUGGGUUGGGAUAAAUUGCCUUGAUAUACUGUAUGUUUCUGUUUUCCCCUGUAAACUGCUCUGUAUUAUGGAAAAUUCAAUAAAAGAAAAUGAUCAUUA
Paralichthys olivaceus (Japanese flounder) is the source of this 2250-nucleotide messenger RNA. RefSeq names its product 7-alpha-hydroxycholest-4-en-3-one 12-alpha-hydroxylase-like. The record is from RefSeq and is a predicted model, not a curated record. Lineage: Eukaryota; Metazoa; Chordata; Actinopteri; Pleuronectiformes; Paralichthyidae. Gene Ontology annotation, molecular function: heme binding; sterol 12-alpha-hydroxylase activity; iron ion binding.